Molecule: messenger RNA, 4531 nt
Organism: Glossina fuscipes
Lineage: Eukaryota; Metazoa; Arthropoda; Insecta; Diptera; Glossinidae
Gene: SREBP
Product: sterol regulatory element-binding protein 1
Exons: 10
Coding region: 402-4130 (1242 amino acids)
Biological process (GO): regulation of transcription by RNA polymerase II
Cellular component (GO): nucleus
Molecular function (GO): protein dimerization activity; DNA-binding transcription factor activity, RNA polymerase II-specific; RNA polymerase II cis-regulatory region sequence-specific DNA binding
Source: RefSeq, a predicted model, not a curated record
GCAAGAUGUUUUUAAAAUUACUAAAGCGAGGACAUUUGAAUUGCAUUUUCGUAGUUUUAAUACACUGCUUAGUUUUUAAUUUGUCGUGACGUCACAUCGUAUGAUCAAAUAGCGAGCAUUGAUUGGUUGUUACUACACCAGCACUCUUUACAGCGCUUCGUUCCCUCAAUCGUAUACUUCGCAUAUCUAUCUGUACAUUUGUUACAAUUGUUUAUGUUUUGAAUAUUUCGUAGUUCGUAACAUAUGCAUUUAGUAUAAAGAAAUUAAUUUGUGAUAUAAAUCGUAGUUUAAAGUGAGAACAGCGAGAUUACUUCAUCUGCGUACUGAAAAAACAUUGAAAAAAAUUUGUUUAAAUAAAUAAUUAAAAUAACGAAUAUAUUUUGGUUAACAUCAGGGGAAUCAUGGAUAUGGAUCAAUCACUUGAUAUGGAUCUCAUGUCUAACGGCAUGGUUGAUUCGCUAGAGUUAUUUAAAGAGGAGGAUGCUUUAACUAUAAUCAAAGAAAUGAUAUCUCCGGAUAUGUUAAAAAACUUUUUGGACGAUAUGGAUAAAGUUCAAUUGUCGGACGAUCUUUUGGGUUCUAUAGAUUGUUCUUUGGCCGGUCAGUCUAUUAAAUCAGAACAUUUAACUCUCGAACAGCUUGUCAAACAAGAAUCUGCUACUACUCUAUAUUCAUCUUCUAUGCCAUCUGCUGUGUAUAAGCCACUGAUAUCUUCUGAUCCUAUGAUGGCUUCUAACUUCAGUCCCGUGCCACCUGUGGCAAGUCCCAUUCAUUCUACAGCAUUGCCGUCAAAUCUAAUGACCCAUAAUCUGACUACAACUCACAGUGAGCUAAAUAAGCAUCAACCCCAAUAUUCACCGCGUCCUUCCAAACAAAUGGAUGCCUCAAUUUCUGGCAAUAUCAUGUUACAGUGUAAUUCACCUAAAUCAACACCGAUACAGAUUAAUCAAUUAGCUACGACAACACCUGUAUUACCCCCAAUAUUGUACGGAACUAGUACAUCGACCGCUGGGCCAACAAAUAUUGUUGGUAAUAAUUUUAUUCUGCAAACUGCGCCCAACACGCUAACUACAAACCAAACUCUGGGAAAAGAUUCUCAGAUUACGGUUAACACGUCAACCAUUAGCAACGGUUCUUUAACUCCUGCAUCGACGACGACAGCAACAACAAUACCUAAUCAAAAGGAAUGCACAAAGAACUUGAAACCAAUGCCGCAGAUUUUAACCGCUCAAGGGAUAGGAACGGUAAUGAAUACAAAUACGAUGCUUACUAGCAUCAAUGGAAAAAAUGAAAAACAAGCAUCGGAAUCGCAACAUACCAUUGUACAAGCGCCAUCUGCAAUUAGCUGUAACAGUUCCUCUAUCACACCUUUAUCCACACCAUCACAACAAUAUCCCGGAAAUGCUUCUGCUCAAUCUCAAGUAAUUAUACAGGCAAAUCCCACAGUUAUGUAUGCAACAGCAAACGGCACAGCUAUCUUGACUUCUCAUAUACCGGUCGUUCUUGAGCCUGUGAAAACUACGACGAAAGGUAGCCCUGCCACUAGUUCUACAGCCUCUACCAGUUCGGAAAAUAAAUUGCUGAUUAGUCGUGCACCGCCCAAGAUUAAGGAAGUGAAGCGAUCAGCUCAUAAUGCUAUCGAAAGGCGAUAUCGGACCUCAAUCAACGAUAAAAUCACUGAACUCAAGAAUCUAGUGGUUGGUGAGGCUGCUAAACUCAAUAAAUCAGCAGUGUUGCGAAAGUCCGUUGAAAAAAUACGUGAUUUGCAACGUCAAAAUUACGAGUUAAAAUUGGAAGUGCAGCGUUUGCAAGGUGAAUUGAUGUCACGGGAUGGCUGCAAAGUUCAGGAUUUGUUGCAACCUUCUGUAAUUCGUAAGAAACGUAAGACCACUCCGGCUGAAGAAUUGCUUAUGUAUGGUAAACAGCCUUUAAUGACUCCGCCGCGUAGUGAUGCAUCUGAUCAUUCUCUUUCACCGCCGCAUUCGGAUAUUUCUUUACCACCCUCUCCAUAUGAUGGUUGCAAUUCCAAUAGCAGCAACAGCAGUAACCAAAGCACUGCAAGUGUUAAAGAUGAGAUGGAAAUUUUACCAAAAACCAUGCAGGGAAUGGCAACACAUUCGCGUUUGGGUUUAUGCAUUUUUAUGUUUGCUAUUUUGGCCGUAAAUCCCUUUAAAGAUUUCCUUCGCUCCCCAAAUAUAGAAGGGAUUUUCGAAUACGACGAGAAUGAUUUAAUUGGACAGCGUAGAAGCAUAUUAUCUAUUGAGGAGAAAAGUGAUAGUUCUAUGUUUUGGGGUACUUCUACUUCGUCAUUAAUUUUAUGGACAAUUAACUUAAUGGUAAUGUUGAUUUGCAUGAUUAAAUUAUUGGUGUACGGAGAUCCCUUGUUAGGCUCAGAAACCAAAGCUUCUGAAGCUUACUGGAGACAUAAAAAACUAGCGGAACAUCACUUUGCAACGGGUAAUUUUAAAAAAGCUUACGCUGAAUACUUACGUUGCCUGCAAAUUUUUGGCAUUAACUUACCGGCCACACGGUUAGAAUCAUUUUCUUUAACUUCUUGGCAGUUUAUUCGUUUAUUUUUCCAUCGACUUUGGAUUGGACGAAUUUUGUCACGCAGAGCUGGUGGAUUAUUUUGUACGGACGACCAGCGUAAAGAGGCCUUAGCUUCAGCCCGAGAAUUGGCUUUAAUUUUUAAUCGUUUGAAUCAAUUACAUCUGACGUCAAAUAUUAACGAUUCCCAUGGUUUGGUUAUGGCUUUGUACGCAAUCAAUAUGACAGAGGUAGCGUCCAAUAUCUUAACACCCGAUGAAUUAGCAGACAUAUAUAUUACGUCAGCUUUACGUGUAAAACAAAGCUAUCCGAAGUAUUUGAAAUUUUUCGGACGUUAUUUUAUAAGUCGGGCCAAAAGUGAAAACGCUAAAAUUCAAGACCACGCCAAAAACACUCACUGCUUAUUUACGGCUUAUGCUUAUCGAUAUUUCAUAACUCAUGAUUUUGAUUUUGUUGAAACGGCUAUGGAAAGCAAGGAUAGUUCAUCUAUGUUUGCACAGCUUAAAAACCCGGCUGAUCCUAUGUCGUAUGUCAUUAAGAAUUAUCGGGAACAUUUGCUAUUGCGUGCAAUAGAAUGUCUUUUAGGUGCAGGAAACAUUAAAUCUUCAUCGAAACGGUCCGAACUUAAAAAUAUUACAAACAAUAGCAAUGAAUCUGGCACUUCUGCAGUUAGUGGCACCAUAGUUAGGAACGUCUUGAAAUAUACCUCCCUUUUGCGUGACACAUUGUCGACAGAGAAUAACGAUAUUAUAGUUGUAUGGUGGUGCAGUGUAUUGGAAUUGGCUGUACAUUGGUUUAUGGGUGAAGAUGCCGCGAUUGAAAAACACUUGGACAAUGUUAAAAUGCUGCCCAAACUAUUAGCUGACCACGGUGAUCAUUUGCCGAAAGCUUUAUACGCCAUAAUAAAAGCUAAAAUGAUCCUAAUGAAGAAUAGCGGUCGGGUUUUGGAAAGUUGCCAAAAGCAAGCCAUAAUGAAUAUUUGCGAUGAAUCGAGCGCUUAUUUGCAGGAAUGCUUAACGGUUAACAAAAUAAUUAAAAAUAGAGGCAUUAAACUGCUUUUCCAAUUGCUUACUUGUGAUUGGAUUUUGGAGACCCGCACCGAGGUAUGGGAAUCGGAAUAUAUGUCACUAGACGACGAUGGUUAUUAUCAAGUCCCUGGUAAAGUUUUGGAAAAAUUCCAAGCGGAUUUGAAUUCUCUACGCAACAUUGUUGAAUUUAUACCGAGCUGUCAGUCGCGUAUUUAUCUCUAUGAGGCUGUAUGUCGCUUGAUGGCUGGCGCCUCACCAGGUCCAACUCAGCAACUUUUAGAUCGCAGCCUACGCUACCGACAUGUACGUUCAUCGCUAAUUUGUGGAAGUAAAGACAGAAAUCACAAUCUUGAGUACGGCGAACGUGAAAGGGCUGCCGCUAUGUAUGUUGCUUGCAAGUAUUUACCAUCAGCUUUGCUUUGUUCACCGGGAGAGCGAGCCGGUAUGCUGGCCGAAGCAGCCAAAACUUUGGAGAAAGUUGGUGACAAACGUAAAUUAAAAGAAUGCUAUCAGUUAAUGAAAUCUUUCAGCAGUGGUUCUGCUGUUACGAACUAAACUAUUUAAAAUUCACACCUAUGCACAUAUAAUUUUGUCUUAACCAAUUUUAUAUUAUAAAUAGUUGAACGAAAUGUUUACAUGCAGUUUGAAAUUUGACUGGCUAAAAGAUUUUCAUUAUUAUGAGAAUUGACUAAUGUAAGGCGCCUAAAGCUAUUACUAAUAUGUAGAUAAUUAUUAAAUAUAUGUUAUUAAAAUGGUAAUCCUAUACAUAAAUUUUUAUAAGGUAAAUGUUAAUUGGUAAAUAUAAUACGAAUAUCGUAGAAUAGAAGAAUUUACGAGAUGUGCAAUCGGUAUUUUCGUGGUAUCUUAAAUUUAGUUGAAACUAGUUUGUUAACUUCUCUUUCUUGUUUAGUAAAUAUUGAGGUUACGUUAAUAAAUAUUUGACAUUUCGGAAUUUA